Messenger RNA from Symbiodinium sp. CCMP2456, 2691 nucleotides. The record is from the annotation of a GenBank genome assembly. Lineage: Eukaryota; Dinophyceae; Suessiales; Symbiodiniaceae.
AUGUCGUCGACCGGAGCAGCAGUGACUAAGAGCAAAGAUGGUGUUCCGCAGUGGUCGGGGGAGCCUUCGACCUUCACGGAGUAUGAGGAGCAGUGCCUGUUGUAUGAGCAAAGUGUGCCUUACCAUAAAAGGUACAUGGUGGGUCCCCGACUCAUUGGGGAGCUGCAGGGGCCAGCCAAGCGCUUGGUUCUGGGAAAGCGGCCAGAUUGGGUGAGCUACCCUGGAGGGGUUCAGGAGCUUCUGAACACACUCAGGGCGAGCUUGGGACCCCCACAAGUCUCAGAGUUGGCAGAUUACCUCACCCGAUACUUCCGCCAGACAAGGAGGAAGAGCCAGGAGACGAUGUCCGAUUACAUCACGAGGAAGUGUGAGGUGUAUCUACGUGCACAACAAGCUCUACGUCGGGUGCUACCACAUCAAGCCAAGACGGAGAGGCCCCGGUGGAGCACCGGAAGGGCUAUGCCGUGGAGCUGGAGCCGACGGGGAAGCGUGGACUCCACCGGCAGCUUGGCCCCCCGGUCCGCAGCCCCGGUUUCCGAGCCAGGAUCGGAGGCCGCGGAGCCUCACGACAACUCCGAGGCACAGGAGCCAUCCGAGGAAGGCACGAGUUGGAGCUGGCAUGGAUGGGGUGGCGGCUGGUCUUGGGCAGGAGAACCGUGGGGAACAGAAUGGAACUGGCAGCCAGACUACCAGUACUCCACCUACGGAAGUGAAACAUCGUGGACGACUCUCCAAGACAGCUCAACGACACCGGCAGAGAUUCUACCAGACUUCAUCCAAGGAUGGUUUCUCCUCUUCGACAGCGGCCUCAACUCCACCGAGCGGAACCUGAUCCACACGGCGGUGCAGGGGAACUACGCGCUACAGAAUGUGGCCCGUGAACUACGGGCGCAGUGGGAUGAGCACAACCUACGUCAACGAGAUGGGCACCGUACACAGACGGGCUACCUCGGGGAAAUGGACGAGGACAUUGAGGAUUCAGAGGUGGAAUUCCAGCAGGGUUACCACGCGGAGGACUUGAACGAAGAGGGCCAGGCCUUAGUGGCCGAGGCUGAGGAGGAGGCCCAGCAGGCGCUCGCCAUCCUCCAGAAUGCCAAGAGGACACUAAAAGAGGCCAGAUCUAAGCAACACCAAGUGAAGAUGUCCCGCCAGUACUUCAAGACCUCCAACAACAGCUUCCGACCCGGCGGAGCUCCUCGGACAUCCUCGACGUUCGGUUCGGCCCCGCGGACAUGGACCCCCAAUGACGCCCACAUGCAGUGCUUGAAAUGUGGAAAGACCGGCCAUCGGGCAGCCAAUUGCCCCCAGAAGGAGCAGCACGCCAAGAUGUCAGAUGAGAGCGCCGAGUCCGCCCCGUUCAUCUGCUUUGGAGAGACCUCAGUGGUCAGUGAGGCCCAAGAAGCAGCACUUUCGGCCCACGAGUGGAGCGAGAUGGACAUGACUACGGACGAGGCCAUGCGCCGCGGAUGGUGUGUGGUAGACGGCGGCGCCACCAAGACCUUGGGGAGCGUGCGAGCAGUCCAGAGCGUUUUGGACUGCAACCAGGCCGAAGACGGGAACACGAAGCUCCUGGGCGUGGAUACAAGCCGGCAGCCGACAUUCUCUUUCGGGAAUAGUUCUGAGAACAGGUGUGUGUCAACGGUGGAAGUUGGCAUUCGAGCAGGUUCCAAGGACGGCCGCCUCACCAUCCACGCUCUGGACCAAGGGUCCGGACCAAUCCUCCUGAGUGUGGCCUCAUUGCGAGCACUGGGAGCCAUCAUCGACUUCAGCAACGACCUUAUCGUGUUCCGGGCGAUUGACCCAUGCCGUGUGAUCAAGGCUCAACGCUCUCAGAGCGGACAUCAACUUUUGCCACUGAGUGGCGACAUGUACGCACAGUCGGAGGUGGCCAAUUGCGCCAUCCCGGAUUUGAAGUUGAGAUUCCGAAACAGCAUGUCGAUCAACAACAUGAAGAAGCAGGAGCUCCAGGAGCUUCUACGCAAGAAGGGCGAGGCGCCGCCAGAGCGAUGGACCAAGCUGGAGCUACGCCAGCGCUUGAUCGAGCUGGAUCCAAAGCUGGAGGAGGCCUCCUCCUCGAAGAAGAAGGAGACAGAGCUGCAGCAGUGGGUGCACAAGAUCAACAAAGCCAGCACCCGCAAGAGCCACCUGGUGGCCCUGUGCGAGACAGAGAUGGCUCUGCCCCUAAAGGGAACGGAGACGGUGGCCCAGAUGGAACGGCUGGCCCUGCAGCACGCCUAUCGUGUGGCUACGCCGGCCGCUGCGGAUGUUGUGGGGUUCGGGAAGUUCUCCACGCUGGAGUACCAGGACAUCAACCGCUACCAGCCGGGCUACCGCGAGUGGAUCCUCAAGACCGACGCCGAAAGCACCGAGUGCGAUUUCAGGCUCAAGCGCCUGGCGAUGUGGCUACGGGCCAAUCCGCCGAUGUCCAAGGACAAGAGCAUCGAGGACCUCUUGACGGAGAAUCACAAGAGUGUGUCCAUGGCGGGGAUCGAGAACCAGAGCGCUACGAGUUCCACGGCGCCGACCGAGAAGGGCCAGAUCAUGCAAGUGCUACAACAACUGGCUGGGGCAGUCCAGACUCUCCAGGAGGAAGUGACCGAGAUGAAGGAAGAGCGACCUCGCCGCAAGGAGAGCCGCAAGCCGCACUCCGACGCCACAUCGGAGGGCUACCAGAAGGUCGAGCCCCAGUGA